Penicillium angulare is the source of this 11991-nucleotide messenger RNA. RefSeq lists its product as uncharacterized. Bases 1 to 11991 code for a protein of 3996 amino acids. The record is from RefSeq and is a predicted model, not a curated record. Lineage: Eukaryota; Fungi; Ascomycota; Eurotiomycetes; Eurotiales; Aspergillaceae. The transcript has 4 exons.
AUGCCACCCGCGGCUGAGCGCGUUGAAAGCGGUGCUUCGGGGCUUGAAAACAUGGCAGAGGGUGCUGCUUUCGCAGCAGCUGGCUUAACGUUGGGAGAAGAAAUCGUUCACAAUCGUCCAAGAAGCCAAUCUGCUUCCCCUCGUCCUACUGAAAAAGCCCUUAAUGCCACCCCGAAGUCCCAAAGUAGACCCUCCUCCCCUGAAACAUCUCGAGACCACACCCAAUCUCGACGGAUGUCCAUCAACCGCUCGACUGAAUCGCCAACCGCAGUGCCUUUGCACUUCCGCCGACCCCCAACAUCUCCUAGCCUCCAACGCUCGAUACCUGCUGAGUUCCCUAUAACGCCUGGUUCUUCAGGAUCUCCACCUCAAUCUCGCCAUCGUCGCCCCAAAUCUGUUGAGUACUCUGGUGAAAUGCGCCCAAUGUACCUUGUUGAGCAGUAUGGUGCAUCUAAGACAGAGCCAGAAGUCGACGAACAACUUCCAUCCCUCCCAUCCAGCAAGACUUCCUCUCGCGCUCCGUCCGUUGAAAACCUCCGAUCAUUGCAUGAUGAAGAUGCCGUUCGAAGCUGGGAGCCACUUGAUCCUACUCCGCUUGAUUCUAGUCGGAGACCUUCAGAUUUGACGAUUUCGACUGAACGUGCGAAUGAAUACGAAGAUCAGGACCUGCUCGGCUCUCAACAAGCAACGCCUACAGCCGAAGACUUUGGUGAGAGUCUCGAGCGUGCCAAGAAGCAAAAGCAAAAGCCCGAGUUCUAUACUCUUGAGGACUUAUUGGAAGAGAACCCUGAUAAGGGUCGCGAUGUUCCUCCUUCUGAAUCUACGGAGGCCCCCCCUUCCGCUUCAGGAUCAGUUAUUGCCGUGAAAGACCUACCGGAAGAUAUCGCUACUAUUCAGGAACAUGACCGCGAUAUCACUGUUCAGCCGGAGUCUGUUCAUGAGGAGACCUCUGAAGAGAAGCCCUCCGAGAAUACUGCAACUGAGCUCGGACUUGCUGGAAUCGCUGGUGCUGCUGCCAUCGCUGCCGCCGAAUCCUACGAGGAAGCUCCUGAAUCCACGGACAAGGAGCUGCCGCAGUCCACCGAGCAGCCAGUUGCUGAUGAAGCUACUGAUUUGCCGCCUGCUUCCGGCGAUAAAUCACUCGAUUUCUCGGAUAUUGCCCAUGAUGCUGUCGCCGAGGAGUUAGGCGAGCCUGGCGCCACAAUUGAAGAGCAUCCUCCCCAGCAACUUGAGCAUCAAGAAUUACCGGUGGACGCUGAAGCUAGCAGAGAAUUAGCACCUGAAUCUUCUGAACAGCCCGUUGAGCCUGUCCAGCCUGAGACAGUCGAAGAGGCAGUUGUUGAAGAGGCCAAGGAAUCGAAGUCUCAGAAGAAAAAGAAAAAGAAGGCAAAGAAGAAGCAAGGUAGUGAGAGCGUUGAUACUCCUGCUGAGGCUUCAUCGGUUGGCGAGGAACAAGCUACUACCGCCGAUAUCCCCUCUACAGAGCCUGAAGCCGUUCCAGCUGUUGAGACAAAAAUUUCGGCUGAAUCUCAGCCCGAGCUCACUGCUUUGGAGACUUCUCGAGAUAUUGAUGUCGAGUCUGUACCCGUUAUUCAUACCGAGGAGCAUGCUGAGGCCCCCGCUGUAGUGGACGAACAGCCCCAGCCUGAGCCCACCUCUGUGGAAAGGUCAGGAGAUAUCAAUCUUGAUUCCGAUAUUGUUCCUCCCAUUGAAUCCGUGGAAGCUGCCGCUAUUGCUACUGAGGAUCAGCCGCAGCAAAUUCCCGACUCCAUCACAUCUGCUCCAACCCAAUCCGAUGCACCGGCCGAAGCUGAAGUUGCUGCGCCAGAAGUGAACGAGGACGAACAGGACAAGGACACUCAGGGUCUUUCCAAGAAGGAAGCACGCAAGGCCAAGAAGAAGAACAAGAAGAACAAGAGCGUUUCUUCACUUACUCAGGAUGAGAAUGUGUCUGCCGAUGUGGCCGAGAAGACCACCGACGAAGCAGCUGUUCCAGCUACCGAGUUCCAACCCCAGCCAGAAGAAAAUGCUCCUCCUGAGGUCCAAGAAGACGCCGAAGCUAGCCGAUCUCUUGAGGCUCCAGUUGUGGAUGAGUCUGCAGAGAAAGAAAUCCCUGUCAGUGAUGCCCCUGCGCAAGCUGAGGAAGACUUUUCCGGAUUCCAAGAAGCUCGCGAGAUUCAGGAAUCUGCAGAGCCUGUUUUCGUUGAGGCAAUUGAGUCCUCUGAACCUAUCCCGACAGUAGAAAUUGAAGAACAGAAACCAUCAGAUGAGGUCACAGCACAGCCAGAGGAUGCCCAGCCAGCUUCUGCCCCUGCAGAGACUCCCCAGGAAGCCGCCGAAACAGAUGAAGAUGCCUUUGAGGAGGCCGUUGAAGAACAACCCGAGGUUCCAGAGGAAAAGAAUGAUAUUGAACCUGAACCUUCUGCUGAGCCUUCCGCCGAACCUGUGACCGAAGUCAUCCCCGAAGCUGUCACAGAAGCUAUUCCUGCCUCCGAGUCCCAGGAAGCUCAUCCCCAAGAGCCAUCAGAGACACAUUCGAAGAAGAGCAAGAAGAACAAGAAGAAGAACCGGAAGUCUGUUGUCUCCGAAGGAAAUGAAGCUCCUUCUGAAGAGAAGCCAUCUGCCGAGUCACAACCCGAGCCCGACCAAGCUACCAGAGAAAUCGACCUUGAACAGCCAGCGACUACCGAGCCUUCUAACGAUGAAACUCCGAUUGCCGAAGAAAUCCGCCCCUCUGAGCCCGAAGAGACGACAAGAGAUAUCCCAGAGGAGGUCCCUGAGCAAAUUGAGGCACCAAAGGAGCCUGAGGUUGUGCCAGCUGCCGAUGCCGAGCCAACGCCCGUUGAACCUGUAGAGCCCGCAACAACUGUCGUGGAAAAUGAAGUUCAGUCUGUUGGGAAUGUCGAGGCUGAAGCUGAACCCGAAGUUCCUUUGACAGCUGCGCAAAAGAAGGCUGCGAAGAAGGCUGCCAAGAAGAAGGCGAAGCAGCAGAGCGUUUCCUCGAUUCCGGAUGAAGAUAAAACAGCGGAAUUUGCGCCUGCUGAUCCUUCUGUGCACCCUAAUUUCGCUGGGCCUACUGAGUCAACCGAACCCGCUACCGAGUCUGCCGAAAUUGCUCCUGAGAUUGUUACUGAAGCUGCUGUUGAGCCUGCUGUUGAGUCUACUGAGCCGGUUUCUGAGUCUGCUGAAUCUGCUCAGCCAGCCGAGGAUCCUCAGCCCACCGAGCCUACAGAGUCGGAAGCCCAACCUAUUGAGCCCGAUACUCAGCCUGUCGAAUCUGAGGCCAUGCAGCCUGCACUGACAGAAGCUGCCGAGACCGAAGCUACUUCAACCGAGCAGUUGCAAGAAACAGCUGCCUCGGAAGGACUCUCAACGGAGACUGAGCAACCCAAGGAGCUGGGCCUCAAAUCAGACGUUCAUGACCCUGAGCCCACCGUAGAUGCCGUUAAAGAGGCCCCUGCCGAGCCGGCCGAGAGAGAGGCUGUCCAAGAGGUGACUCCGGCGCCACAAGAGACACCAGAAGUUGAACAGUUGUCCGACGAGCCACCGCCUGGUUUAUCGAAGACCCAGAAAAAGAAGUGGAAGGAGAGGCAGAAGAAGCUCAAACAGCAAAGUGUAAGCUCUGUCCCAGAGGACUCGAAGCCCACUGAGCCUGAACCUGCUCCCGAGACCGAAGUAUCUGAGCCAAGCAAAGAAAUCGAAGCCCCUGCAGCUGAGCCGGCCAAUGACGUUACUGCUGAGUCCCACAAAAAUAUUGAGCCUUCUAUCGUUGAAGUCCAAGUUCCCGAGGAGACUCCAGCGCCCGCAACUGAGAACGAUGUAGCGGUGCCUGAGCAGGACGCUCAAGUGACGACUGAUGCUGAAACCCUUUCUGCUGAUCUUGAAAAUGUCGAGUCUACGCGUGAUAUCGUACUCGAUGAGGUAACUAGCCCAGCUGAGACGGCCCAGGGAGAAGAAGAGAAAGGCGAGCCAUCUGAGACUCAACAGCCUGCAGAUGACGCUACCCCGGCGCCCGCUAAGGAGGUCGCCUUUGCCACCGAAGAGACUGAGCUAGCAAAGGAUGAACCUGUAUCUACACCUGCAGAGUCUGAGCAACCCGUUGAGCCUGAGCAACCCGUUGAGCCUGAGCAACCCGUUGAGCCUGAGCAGUCUACCGAGCCUGAGCAGCCAAAGUCUGCAGCUGAAAAGAGGAAGGAAAAGAAGAAAAACAAGCGGAAGUCCAAGCAAUUGGAGGCUGAGACUCCCAUCGAAGCUGAAGCUUCUUCUGAACAGACUGCCGUAGAACAAGCAGAUGAAAAAACCGCCGAUGUUGAUUCUUCCCCUCCCAUCGAGGUUCCUGCCUCGGCAGAUGACGAGGCCCUCAAUGUUGACGAGGCCCUCAAUGUUGACGAGGCCCUCAAUGUUGACGAGGCCCUCAAUGUUGAUGAGCCCUCAAUUCCAUCGGAGACUGAGCCCAAGGCUGAGUCUGAAGAAAGCCAAGAGGUGCCCGCUGUCAACAAGGAAGUCUCCCAGCAGCCACCAACCCAGGAUGUUCCUUUGGAUACACCUGAGCCCGUUUCUGAACAGACAGCAGAUGUUCCCCUUGAGUCUUCAGCUACUGAAUCUGGCGCGAUUAAUGAGAUUCCAGACGAGACUACCAAGGAGCCUGACACCACCGCCGAAGGAUUCCCUGAGCAGAAGCCCUCUGAAGAAACGAACGAUGUGGAAAAAUCCAUGGAUGAGACUCCCAUUGCUGAACCCUCUUUGGAACUUCCUGCUGUGGGUGAAGAGAGUACCACACCUACAGAAUCUGCGACUGUUGCGCCAGCCGAGGAAGCUGAGUCUACUUCUACGAGCUCCAAGAAGAAGAAUAAGAAGAAGAAGAAGAAGGAACAAGCUGCCAGUGCGGACCAAGAUUCGCAAACCGAAUCCCAGCCCCAGUCUCCAAAAGCAGAGGAGCCUCAUACUGAGCCACUCCCUGAACCAUCUGAGAAGCUUGACGAGUCAAACAUAGAUGAAGGUCAGAAAGAAAUUUCUUUAUCUGACCAGCCAAGCACCGAGACCACAGAACCGGAUAUUCAGGCAGCCUCUCAGGAAUUGAAGGGCAGUGAACUUCAAGAGACUCCCAUUGGUAAGCGGGCCCGGGAUCCCAUUGUACAUGAAAUUAUGCUGAUGUAUGAUGUUAUAGAAGGAACAGAACAGCUCGACGAGGCAAGCCUAAAUGAUGCUCUACAAGAAACGUCUACAGCGGACCAGCCAACUAGUCAGAUCGAAGAGACAGAAGCCCAAGUUAUGUCCACCAAAUCAAAGAAGAAAAAGAAGAAGGACAAGCGCAAAUCUGUUUCUUUUGAGGAUGGCACUGAUAUGGCUCAGGCCGAGGCAAAGGCCGAGGAGCAGCCAGCAGUCGAGUCCACUGCUCCCGCGGACAGCACUGAAUUACCGGAAUCUGUGUCUGUUGAGCCCACUCCAGCCCUAGAAGCGACCGAGACACCCGUCAAAUCGGAGGAGCUCAAAGGACCCGUCGAACACUCUCUUGGGCAAGACACACUUGAGACCAGUCCGGCUCAAAGUACAGCAGAUGAGGCCCCCAGAGACAUUUCUGAGGCUUCUGAGGCUGUCGAAGCUAUCCACGCGACCUCCGAGCCAGAAGAAAAAGAGCAGUCUCUGCCUGAGCCUUCCGUCGAAGAGAUGACUAAGGAGCCAGAGAACAGCCCCUCGACUGAAGUCCAAGUUGAUGAGCAGCCUGAUAGUGCUGAAGGCCCCGCAACUCCAGCUGCUGAAGCCGAGGAGGAGGAAGAGGAUCCCGAAUGGGCCAAUUUAUCAGCCAAGGAGCGUAAGAAGCGCAAGAAGCAGAAGGAGAAGGAGCGCAAGAAGAAAGCCAAGUCUCUGGAGUUGACCCCAGAAGAACCUUCUGCUCCUUCUAAGGCACCCGAGGAACCAGAAAUUGCUGCUGAGCCUCAACCUGACAAUAACUCUCAGCCCGCUGCAAUCGAGGACAUCCCCGCCGACGAUAGCCAGGUGCCCAAGCCAGACGACAACCAAGCUUCUGAAGCCCAGCCCGAGGAUAUUUCUACCGAGCAACAACCAGAGGCAGCUGUCGAGCCCAAUGAGACUGAGGUAUCUGAGGCUGCUCAGCCCACUGAGCCCGAGCCGACAACCAUAGAAACCGAAGAUGCCGGCAAGGAAGAGAUCGCCGCUCCAAAAGAAUUGGAAGACCCCCAACCUCCCGCCAAGAAGGAAAUUGAGCCUUCGACCGAAGAAGCGGGCGCUUCUGAACCAACUACCGAGGCGGAACUCGAUGUUGAAAUGACCGCCGAGGAGCGACGUAAAGCUAAGAAGGCCGAAAAGAAAAAGAAGCGAAAGUCCAAGAAUGUCAGCGCCGAAGAAUCUACAACCGAAUCGCCUGCCGAUGAGUCGACGACCUCAGCACAAGAAUCAACCUUGCCCGCGACCACAGCAGCUGGUGCCGAAGCCGUUGCCCCCGAAACAGCCUCUACGGAGCAGAUUGCACCCGAAAUGGCUCCCUCGCCCGCGGAAGAUGACGGUAAAGACAUUCAGUCCCACGACACACAAAUGCCCGACUUACCGGCACAAACAUUGACUUCGACUGAUGACAUCGUAUCUUCGCAGGUAGAGCAGCGGCAGUUAGAGAGUCGUUCUUCAGAUUAUCCUCCCCCUCCCGUGCUUGAGCGUUCAAAUGAUUUUGGCGAUGUGAGUGAGUCUGCUGUGAAAGAGGAGGGUGUUGGUGUUGCUCCUGUGACAGAGGAGCCACAAAUUUCAGAGGAAAAGGAGGUUGGUUUUGAUGUUGAUGCUACGAAGGAGAAUGUUGAAGAAUCUACGGUAUUGGAGGAGACCGCAGAAAAGGAAACUGAUAGAAAUGUUGAUUUGAAAGAGAUGCCAUCUGCACCAGAAGAUGAGGUGGCUGAGAAGGAAUUAAUACUUGAGGUGCCCCCCGAGGCGCCAGUUGAGACCCCCGUUGAGACGGAAGGAGGAACCGUUACGCCUGUUAGCGGCGAAGCAAUUCCCGCCGAGGAGUCCGAGAAGUCUAAGAAGCAGAAGAAGAAAGAUAAGAAAAAGAAGAAGAAGGUCCAAGAAGGGGUGGCAGAGGAGGAGCCUCUUACCCAGCCAGAAUCACCGGCUGUCACCGAAGGCCAAGAAGCUGUUCCUGAACCAUCCCAAGAGCUUGGAGCCGAGGAAGCAGCUGAAGUCGAGCCGGUGGCCGCUGUCGAGGAGCCCGAAGCAGUUGUUGUUGGUCAGACCGAAGAAACCAACGACGCAGCUGAGCCCAAUGUAGCUGAAAAUCUCGACCUUUCAAAAGAGAUUGAAGCUACUGAGGAACAGCCAGCUUCUUUGGACGAGCCCCUGCAAGCCGAAUUGGGGAGGAAGAUGAGCAAGAAGGAGAAAAAGCGUGCGAAGCAACUUGAAGCACAGGCCAAGGCCCAGGAAGAAGAGCAAGGUGAAGCGGCUGAGCGAUCUCUAGAUACUGAGAUUCCCGAAGCUCCUGCACCAGUGCAAGAAGAAGCAGCAGUCACGGAGCCAGUAACUGCCGACGAAGACCCCGUUCAGCCUUCCGAUAGUGCCGAGCGGAUUCCUGAAACUGUCGAAUCAGUUGGUGCCGAAGAGCAGGAAACAGCUACCAGCAAUGAAAUUGAAGCCGCGGAGGUCUCCCCAAAGACACCUGUACAGGAUGCACAAGAAGAUUCUACCACAGAUGCCCCGCAAGAGAUAGCAGUUGCGGAACCUACCGCAGAGGAAUCUGCUGAUGAAUUCAAAGGCCUGAGCAAGAAGCAGCAGAAGAAAAAGAGAGCCGAGAAGGCUGCCGCCGCCGCCGCCGCCGCCGCAGCUGCCGUUGCUGUCGAAGACGAUAAACCCUCUGAGCAAGAUACUGCCGUCGAGGAGCCUACCACAGCCGAUAAAGCCUCCGGACCGAUCGAAGCAUCAGAAGAUGUCUCGACCCCUGCAGCUGAUGACGAUUUACGACCUCAUUCAGUGGAACGCGAUCUUGAGGAGCAGCUCGAGCCAACCUCCAACGAACCUGUUGAAGAUACUGCCGAGAGGGAAAUUGAAACCAUCGAGCAACCAACAGAGGCUACGGAGGAGUCAAGCGCAAAUCUCGACAACGUGGUUCAAGAAGACGUCUCUGUCGAGCCCGAAACGCCUGAGCUGUCAAAAAAGGCAAAGAAAAAGGCAAAGAAGAAGUCUAAGCAAGAGCCUGUUGACCAGGCGGGCCCAUUAGUUAGUGAAGAGUUGCCUCAAGCUACGGAUCUAGCCAUACCCUCCGAGAGCCUUGACGCCACUCGCGACAUCGAGGCGUUUGGUGAAGACGAGGCAAGCAAAGCCGUCAUCGAACCUGAGAUUGAGACCCCAGAUCAGGGAGAGUCGACUGCUCGGUCCCUUGAAGAGCUAGAGGCCCAGCAGCCAGAGCUUAUCGAGAAGCACGAAUCUACCGUCGCUGUUGCUGAGCCUGAAGCAAACAAGAGUGUUACUGAGACACUUGGACAGGAUGUCUUCCUGGAAGAAAUACAGAAGAGCGAGGAUGAGGUGCCUCAGGUACCGACUCCGGUGGAUGGUGACCUCGAAGCAACCGAAGAGGCACCACAGCCAGAAGCAAUUGUACUUGAUCUAAAGAAGAUGUCCAAGAAGGAACUGCGAAAAGCCAAGAAGAAGGGUCUCAUUUUGGAACCUUCCCCAGAUAAUGAUGCUGUAGAAGACAAGGCAGCUGAGGUCGCAACGUCCGAGGCAGUUACAAGCGUUGAGGCAUCUCCCACCGAAGAAUUACAAGCCGCAGUCGAUCCUCAGCACACGCAAAUACCGGAGGCGGAUCCUCUGCCCAUAGAUGAAUCUCCCGCAGAGGCUGCUCAGCCAUCCGAGGCUGUGGGGUUCAUUGACAAGGAAUUCGCGGUUGAAGAAACCGAUCUGAAAGCUCCAACACUACGUGAGCCAAACCAGGAGGACGAAGAGUGGCCUGCGAUCGAGUGGGACCACAACAAAUCUGCCAACGCUGAGCCACUCUUUGAUCAAAUUGUCGAGGUUGAGCCUGAAGUGCCCAACCCUGUUCCCGAAGUCAUUGAGGCCUUCGAUGAAAAUGCCAUCCCCUCAGAACUACAGGAAGCAAAUGAGCCGGAGGUUGCCGUUGAGCAGCCACUUAGCAAGAGUGCCAAAAAGAAGGCCAAAAAGAACAAGCGCAAGUCAGAGCAAGCAACCCCGGCAGAGUCUGAAGAGUCUGCCCAGGAGCCAUCUCAUAAGAAGGUUGACCUUGCCUCCGAUUCCCAUCCUGAGCCGGCAAUCGAAACCCCAGCGCCCAAGGAGAUUGAGACCGAGCCUCCUGCCAGGACUACGACUCCCGGAGGCUCUACUAUUGCCAACCUUUUCCCCGACAUACCCCGCGCAGGGUUUCGCCUGAAACGAUCAACACCGUCGGUAAAAGAUAGUGCUCAUGAAGAGAUGACAGCGGACUUGGAAGCGAAUCGCGACAUUGCGAUCCCCAUCUCGGAAGCACUCCCCAACGCUCCUAUUAACACCAAAGAAAUCGUUGAAUAUAGCGCGGAGGCGCCUUUGGAAGCUACAAAGGACAUUGAUUUAUCAAUGGAACAGGAUACCCCUCCAGCGGAGGUUCCUUCUACGGAAGAACUUACACAGGAGCCAGAGCUUCCCGAGCAUGACGAGCGUUCCUUGGAAGAACCCUCAACUACCCCUAUGCACUCCACCUCAAAAGAACGAUCUUCUACACUAUUUGGCUCAUCGCCUUCUACUCGAACCGAAGAGUCAUCUUCUCCCCGGCAUCUCCUGCCAUCACAAAUGGAGACUGUCGCUGAAUCUCCAUGUGGAUUACGCCGAACUCCCUCCGUUGUCCACGGGCGACACGAAGAAACCCCCCGAACUUGGAACUUGGAAGAACCGACCAUCGCAGCCGUGCGGGCCCCUUCCCCAUCCCGGUCACUGUUCGGAGGUCCGUAUGGAGAUGACUCGAUUUCGCGACCCCGGACUCCGCUAGACACGAUUGCGGAGCAAGAACCAGCCGCCGGGAGCAAAUCGACCAUGGCUCAGCACGGGACGCCCCGUCUGGAGAUCAAGCCCGAACAUGUUCUUCCACCUUCACGAUCACCUGUACGACCUGUCACCCCCGUGCGGAAAUUUACAGAUACUUCUCGAGACCGAGAGGCAUGGCCGACACCGGAAAAUGAACAAGCUCGUCGCAGCCAAGAUGACCUUUCUCGAAGCCGAAGCUCUGGCGACUCCCCAAUUUUAAAAACACCCGAGCAAGGCAUGCCUGUUCUAAAGCCUAGCGGUAGCAAGGGAAAACUACGUCGCACGAAUCGGAGCACGAGUAGUGAUCUGCGGGCGGCUAGUCGUGCGCUAGACGAUUCCCAGCCUCCCCCAAAUCUCGAUCUCGAUCAACUUCCUUCUUCUUCCUCUUACGACCCCGUCACCGACAAGGGCAAGCGUCCCCUACGAAACAUGUCGGAUGUCUAUGAGGGUUGGGGUGAGACGCCCAGUUCCCCGCGGUCGCCCAGCCGACCGCCUAGUGUCCGCCGUCGCCGCAGCAUGCAACACUUACAAGAUAUCGAGUCCCGUCUCGACCAACUCAUUUCAGAAAAUAGAUUGCUCGUCGCUGCUCGUGAUGAAGCUGAAGACAGAUUGCGCAAUGCUAGCGUCGCUCGCCGAAAGAGCGACCAGGCUCUCAACACUCGUGGCGCCGACUUGCGGGACAAAGAAGCCGAGGUGGAACAACUAAAGAACUCGGUGGACUGGCUACAAAAAGAAAUGACCCGCCUCACCCAGGAGAAUGAAGGCCUGACAGCAUCCAAUGCCGCCCUCACGGCAGCCCACGCCGCUGAAGUCGGCAACGUGCGCGAAUCGUCGACGCGCGAGCUGGAUGUGCUACGAUCACAACAUGCAGACUUGUCUAGCCAACUUGACGAUCGCGUUCGACAAGAAAUCGAGUCUGCCCUGGCGCAAAAGGAUACUGAGCUGCGCCGUCUCCGUGGAGAAUUGGAGGCAGCUCGCGACAAGGUCAAGGAACUUCAGCAGCAGAUCUCCGCGUCGGUAAAUGACAAUGCACUUGUCUUCCGGGAUGAGGAUUACUUUGACGCUGCCUGCCAAAAGCUUUGCGGUCACGUUCAGCAGUGGGUGCUGCGCUUCUCAAAACACUCCGAUCACCGUCGCUGCCGAGCUCUGAGUGAGCUGCAUGACGAGAAGAUCGCUGAUCGUUUCGAUAAUGCCCUCCUCGACGGCUCUGAUGCCGAUUCCAUUCUUGCUGAUCGAGUUCGUCGACGUGACAUCUUUAUGUCCGUGGUGAUGACCAUGGUCUGGGAAUACAUUUUCACCCGAUACCUGUUUGGCAUGGAUCGGGAGCAACGACAGAAACUUAAGUCCCUUGAGAAACAAUUAGCUGAAGUUGGUCCUCGUCGCUCCGUACACCGUUGGCGCGCAACCACUUUAACUUUGCUGUCUCGUCGCCCCGCUUUCGCCUCCCAGCGUGAGAGCGACACUGAAGCCGUCGCUUUAGAAAUCUUCGGCACUCUGUCUCGCGUACUUCCACCCCCCUCCCAAGUCGAGGCACAAUUACUCGAAUCCCUGCGCAAGGUGUUGCGUGUUUCUGUCAACCUCUCCCUUGAAAUGCGCACUCAAUUGGCGGAGUUCAUCAUGCUCCCUCCGCUGCAGCCUGAAUAUGACACCAAUGGAGACCUAGCCCGUCAGGUGUUCUUUAACGCAUCACUGAUGAACGAACGCAGUGGUGAAACCAGCUCCAACGAUGAGUUGGAAUCUGAGCAGGCUGUUGUACGCAUAGUACUCUUCCCUCUUGUUGUCAAGAAGGGCAAUGAUGUUGGCGAGGGCGACGAUGAAGUUGUCGUCUGCCCUGCUCAAGUCCUCAUCGCCCGCCCUGGCAAAGACAAGAAGGUCUCUCGCAUGGUGAGUGGAGACCGGAUGUCCUUGGACCACCCGAACAAAUCUGUCCACAGUAUAGCCCCCUCCACGUUUACAAUGGACAUGGGAAGUAACCAGUUCUGA